Molecule: messenger RNA, 643 nt
Organism: Cornus florida
Lineage: Eukaryota; Viridiplantae; Streptophyta; Magnoliopsida; Cornales; Cornaceae
Exons: 3
Coding region: 251-643 (130 amino acids)
Source: RefSeq, a predicted model, not a curated record
AAUUCCGAAAACUUACUCCUUUUACCUGCUGAGUUUGACAACAAUAUCCGUAUUUAUAAUGAUGCCAAAGAUGAAGUGGUAGACAAAAUAUUUAUGCAGCCGGAUUCGGAGCUGGAGCAAAUGUUGGAAAUGUUUUGCGGCCCAAUGCCUGGGGCACCAGAUGAAAAAAUCUUCCCUCCAUUGAAUUUGCAAAUGGAUAUGGGGUUUGGACAAUCUUACUUGCCUUUCCCAGUCACUAAUAACUUAAGCAAUGACCACAAUGGGGUGCAAUUUCAAUAUGGAUCAAAUGAACAGGAGUUUACUGAAUUCCUGGAUUCAAUUUUUGUUGACAAAGAAUCACUCAACCGAAUUCUUCAAUUAUUCGGAAAUGUCCCUUUCAGAAUCCUUCGAUGACACAAAACUUACUCAAAAGAUCAAUCCGAGUAAGAGGCCAAAAUGUAAGAGCCUGGACUAUAAUACUCAAUCAAGAAGAAUCCGUUUGCAGAUGAAACUUCAACCGGAUUUAGUUCGCCCCAACUACUUUUUGAGCAACUUCAAAGAAAACCAUGAAGCAAAACCAACAUUGACACAGGCUGAAAAUGUUAAGGAACAGCGUGCUUCUGAUGCAGCAGCUACCAUUUGCCUGAAAGUGCAAAAAAAUUAG